Rhipicephalus sanguineus (brown dog tick) is the source of this 3671-nucleotide messenger RNA. Its product is annotated as nephrin-like. Gene Ontology annotation, cellular component: cell-cell junction. The record is from RefSeq and is a predicted model, not a curated record. Gene Ontology annotation, biological process: cell-cell adhesion. Gene Ontology annotation, molecular function: cell adhesion molecule binding. Lineage: Eukaryota; Metazoa; Arthropoda; Arachnida; Ixodida; Ixodidae.
AUUCGGGAAGGGUUUACGAAGUGGCACGAUUGCAGGGCUUUAGUAUCGGUCCCCAGCCCACUUCCCCUCGCAUACUCCGACGCACCCUGGGCUCGCUCGCCCUCUCUCCCGUUCAUCGCAGCGAGUCCCCGGCCGGGCGGCCAUCGCAGAUUACAGCGGCGGCCAUCGACGAGAUGGGUGCGCGCGGAGGCUGCGCGCGGCUCUCCCUGGCCUUUGCCUUCCUCGGAUGGCAAGCGCUAGGCACAUGGGCGGGCGGCCAGCAGUACUUCCGCGUGCGUCCCCGCGACACCCAGGCAGUCGAGGGACAGACGACCGAGCUACAGUGUCACGUGGGCAACCUGGCCGGACCCGUUCAGUGGAGCAAGGACGGCUUCCUCCUAGGUUUUGACCCGUCCAUACCAGGAUUCCCGAGGUACACAAUGAUCGUAGACAAUCAACGGGGUGUCUAUAACCUGCGCAUCACCAACGUCCAGAUGGAAGACGAGGCGGAAUACCAGUGCCAAGUGGGACCAGCCCACAAGAAUCAUGCCAUUUGGACUGCUGCUCGCAUCACAGUGCUCGUGCCGACCAAAGAGAUCGAGCUUCGCCACCGGGGAAAUGGCAGCGUAGUGGAAGUCAGAGAAGCCGAAAGCCUCGUCAUCGCCUGCUGGGUACGCAACACCAAGCCCGCAGCCAACAUCAGAUGGCUACGGAACUCCCUGCCACUCGCACAAGAAAAAGUGCUGACGAGAAAGAAUGCCUCCGGGGAGAAGCUAUUUUCCGUUUACAGUUCUGUCACGCUCUACCCAAAGCUGGACGACAAUCGAGCAGUGUACAGCUGCGAAGCAACGCAUCCUGCACUUGAGAGCCCACUGCAGGCGUCAGUCACUGUCAGCGUGCUAUAUCCUCCAGGUGCUCCCGAGAUCGAGGGCUACCACGAGGGCGACAUCGUGCAGGUCGGACAGCUCACGCUGGCGUGCAUCUCGCGCGGCGGCAAUCCACCGGCCUCGCUCGCCUGGAGCCGCGACGGCCGGCCGCUGAGGGCGCGCUAAGCGGCCUCGCGCGAAGCCACCAGCGCCUACACGUUCACCGUGACGGCAGCCGACAACAACGCCGUGUACCGAUGCGAGGCCAGCAACUUGGUCACACUGCAGCCAUCGCAGGCGUCGGUCACGCUUAGCGUGCUCUGUGAUCCCCCCGCUCGAGUCUUCAUGACGGCACCCAAGGAGGCCAAAGCCGGCGACUUGGUGACCGUGUCGUGCACUACGGCGCCCAGCAACCCGGCGGCCGAAGUUUCCUGGCGGCUGGACGGUCGCGCCGUGCAGCCUGCUUCCGACCAAUCGACGGUGCAGAACAAGAACGGCUGGAUCACCUCUUCCAACCUGACCAUCACGUUGACAAGGCAGGAUCCCGACGUCAAGUCUUUCACGUGUAUAGCGAACAACAAGCUGCAGGCAACAGUCGUCCAAACGGUGACAGUCAAAGUCAUAUAUCCCCCCCGCGCGCCUGUGAUAAUCGGCUACGACGAAGGCACCCCUAUCGUGGCCAACUCGAUACAGCGCAUCAAGUGCGUCUUCGGGGGAAACCCGCUGCCAUCGGUCAAGUGGUACAAGGGCACCAAGGAGUACUCAUCGCUGUCUACGGUCACAGGAAGCGGAGUGUCGAGUGUGUUGGAAAUCAUGGCUCAGCCGGACGACAAUCAGGCGACGUUUCAUUGCAAAGCCUCCAAUUCGGCCACAACGGAACCUCUUACUACGUCAGUCAAGACGACGGUUCUCUUUCCUCCUAAAGUUGUUUCCAUAACGGUGGUUCCACAAACUCCCAAAGAAGGCGAUACGGUGGUGUUGACGUGCGAGUCCGGCAGUUCGAACCCGGAGAGCAGCAUCCGCUGGGCACGGUGGCAAGGCGACGCGCAGCCGACUGCGGCUCAACGGACGGCGGCCGACGACGGGGCCACGUUCACCUGCCUUGCCUCCAACCAGGUGCAGCCGGCGGCCACCAGGAGCGUGGCGCUCAGAGUGCGACACAAGCCACUGUUCCUGCACCCGGCCGUGGCAAAACACGAGGUGAAGGAAGGCGACAGCGUGCUGCUGAACUUGUCCGCGAAGGCUUACCCUUCGAAGAUAAGCUACGCAUGGACCAAGGAAGGGUUUGUGCUGCCUCAGGAGUCGUGGCGGGAAGCGCGUAGGGUUUUCCACCGAGCCUCGGAGCUCGUCAUCAACCACGCGCAGAAGGACGACAGCGGACGCUACGAAUGCGAAGCCCGGAACAGCGUCGGGUCCGCAAAGGUCGCCGUUGUCGUCAAAGUGCACUACCCUGCGCGCAUCACCAAGAUAACGGAGCAAGUGCUGGCCGGUGCGGGCGAGAACGCCUCGCUGGCAUGCGCCGCGGACGCGGACCCACUGACGGACGAUGUGGUCCGGUGGCGGCGACCAGUCGACCUCAGGCACCGCGCUAAGCUGCUGCUCGAGCGCGGCCGUGCCUUCCUCACGGUGUUCAACGUGAGCAGGGAGGACGAAGGCCUGUUCGAGUGCGUCGCCCACAACGGACUCGGAAGCCACGUCGCACGCGCCGCCAGGCUUAUCGUGAAGUUCAAGGCGGCCAUGCUUCAGGCCCGCGAGACGACGCUGGCGGCCGAAUUGGGCCGGCCGCUGUCGCUGUCCUGUGCUGCCCAAGGUGCACCGGUGCCCGCGUUCGUCUACACGCGGCGAGUCGUGCGCAGCGAGCAGGAUGACGUGGUGCGCUGGAAGUCCACGUUGUCCGUCGAGAGGGUCGAGUCCGGCGACUACGGCCGCUACACGUGCACCGCGCGCAACGAGCUCGGCUCCGACUGGUCCCGCUUCACGGUGCUACCCAGGGGCAAACCCGAGCCGCCCACGGCCGUGCGUGCGCUGAACGUGAGCCACUCGAGCGUGCUGCUGGUGUGGUCUCCCGGCUUCGACGGAGGCCUCGAGCAGCAGUUCCGUGUGCGCACGCGGCGGCUCGGAGGAGGUCCGGGCUCCAUCCGCUACGAGCACACUGCUGCGGCACAGGGAGUUUCCGAGCUGCUCGUGAUGGGACUCGAACCCGGCGUCGAGUACGCGUUCAGCGUGCAGGCGCGCAACGCGCUCGGCGAGAGCACCUUCAGCCGCGAGUCACCCGCCGUCACGACGAAAGCGUUCAGCUGGCCUCACAGCGGAGCCGUCAUGGACGCACUGGGUGGACGCCAGGCGACGGUGGCACAGUACCUGCUCGUCACCGUGGCUGCAUGCGCCACGCUGCUACUCAACGGACUUCUGGCCGCCUGCCUCGUACGCCGCCGUCGGAGGAGGAGACGGCGGCUUGCCGCAUCUGAGAAGAAUUCUGUCGGCCCUUCAGCGGACAUGCAAUUCUGCAAUUCGGCAAGCCACGAGUCCACCUCGACGGACCCAUGGGCGACGAUGAUGUUACGUGGCCACGCCAUAACUGAGAUACCUCCUAGCGAAGAAGAACCAACCAUUGAUGAGACCGAGCAGUGCUGCACCGGUGUCAUCUAUGCGCCCUCGGCAGCAGCCCUUCCACACGAGUCGUUCGACCAUAGUGAAGCACUGCUACCGCGAAGCUCAAGUCACGCACCGUGUGCGCAGGACUCCAUUGUGCGCGCAGUACCCAGCCAUCCGCAGACUGCGGCGGUCAGCUGCGUUCUCGGAAAGCUGGGCAGCCACAUGGUGUGA